Talaromyces stipitatus ATCC 10500 is the source of this 638-nucleotide messenger RNA. RefSeq lists its product as uncharacterized. Lineage: Eukaryota; Fungi; Ascomycota; Eurotiomycetes; Eurotiales; Trichocomaceae. The transcript is spliced from 4 exons. The coding region runs from base 59 to 577 and encodes 172 amino acids. The record is from RefSeq and is a predicted model, not a curated record.
AGGCUUUAGAAUCUCCGAGUUCAACAAAAUCUACACUUACAGCACAUAUAAUCCCAAUAUGAGCAUGUUCCCAGACCCACGACGCAUUGUCACUGGCCAUGAUGAUGAAGGCCGGUCUAUUGUUGUAGCAGAUAGUACAAUUCGAUGCGAACCAACACCAGUCAAGUGCAAUUUUGCUGUCCUCUACGAAACCCAUCAAUUUCCAGCAUCCAACAAUGAGUGGAUUGACCCUAUUACUACCCGAACGACGGACUUGUCUAACAAGGACGGUGUCGUUUUAAGAGUAGUAGACUUUCCACCUAACACAGAGACGAUAUAUCAUCGAACUGUGUCCCUCGAUUUUGGCAUCCUACAUGAAGGAGAAAUCACAUGUCAUCUCGAUGACGGUGUCCGAAUCGAUAUGAAACCCGGAGACGUCUGUGUUCAACGAGGUACCAUCCAUGGAUGGACCAAUUACACAGACAAACCCGCAAGAGUUUACUUUAUCUUGACCGCUGCUGAGCCGGUCACUAUCAACGGCCAGGAGCUGGGAAGUGAAGGUUUCAAAAGAGAUGAAGUGGAGUCUGGUGGUCAUUGAAAUGGCUUUUUGAAUCUCUACAGAGGAUUCAUUGAAUCGUUGACAAAAUUUCCGAGCUCGG